Messenger RNA from Pogonomyrmex barbatus (red harvester ant), 2075 nucleotides. RefSeq names its product frizzled class receptor (gene fz). Gene Ontology annotation, biological process: non-canonical Wnt signaling pathway; canonical Wnt signaling pathway. Gene Ontology annotation, molecular function: Wnt receptor activity; Wnt-protein binding. Gene Ontology annotation, cellular component: plasma membrane. NCBI's taxonomy places the organism in Eukaryota, Metazoa, Arthropoda, Insecta, Hymenoptera, Formicidae. The record is from RefSeq and is a predicted model, not a curated record.
CUACCAUAACUGUUUACACCGCUACUUCGCGAGCGCGUCCAUCCCCUUGAUCAUCAUCAUUAUCAUCAUCAUCAUCAUCACUAUCAUCGCCACUACCUUCAUCCCCAUCAUCACUACUACCUUCUUCACCCGUUACCUUCACUCUCAUUGUCGCGUGGGUAUCGCAGAGUGUAAGUAUCGCCCGUGACAUGUCUCGCUCGUGAGUGUCCCAGAGGUGCGCGCUCGUCCUCGAGAGGAGGUCAGGACGAGAGAUGUUGCGGACAGCGAUGAUCGGUGCAUUUCUGUCCGGCGUGGUGAUCGUCACCGCCGCUCUGCAUUCCUCUACCGCCCUGAACGGCGGCAGUGGCGGCGGCAGCGGUGGCAGCGGUGAUCCCCUUGCUCAUCACGGCCGCUGCGAGCCCAUCACCAUCAAUCUCUGCAUGAACAUCCCGUACAACGAGACGAUCAUGCCGAACCUGAUGAAUCAUCAAAAGCAGGAGGACGCCGGCCAAGAGGUACACCAAUACAUGCCGCUUGUCAAGAUGAAAUGCAGUCCGGACCUGCGCUUCUUCCUGUGCACCGUCUAUGCGCCCGUUUGCACCAUCAUCGAGAAGGCGAUACCGCCGUGUCGGUCGCUCUGCGAGAGCGCGCGCUCCGGCUGCGAGGCUCUGAUGAAUAGCUUCGGUUUCUCAUGGCCGGAGGCCCUGGACUGCGCCAAGAUGCCAGAGAACGGCGGCACGGAGCUCUGCGUAGGUACCAACGAGACCACCACGCCCCAGGAACCGGUCACUCCCCUCUAUCCCCCAGCUCGCAUGCCGGCGGAGUUUCAACCAACCUGGAAUGACGGGCUUAAACCAUACGGCGGUAGUGGCAGUGGUUUUGCUUUGGGUGCCAGAGAUUUUGGCUUUGUUUGUCCAGUCCAAUUUAAAGUUCCUCAUGGAUUAGGAUAUUCACUGAAAGUGGGAGACAAAGUGGAGCCCGAUUGUGGGGCGCCUUGCGACGGGAUGUUUUUCACUGAGAGACAGAGAAAAUUCUCAAGAGUAUGGGUCGGCACAUGGGCCUCUAUCUGUGCCGCUUCAUGCUUCUUCACGUUCCUCACAUUUCUCAUCGAUACAGAUAGAUUUAGGUAUCCCGAAAGGCCUAUUAUUUUCUUGUCUGUGUGUUACCUUAUGGUGGCACUGGCUUAUGUGAUCGGUUGGGCAGCAGGCAACUCCAUAUCAUGCAGGGAACCUUUCCCACCUCCUAUGGGUAUGCGGAUACAGAUGACCUCUACAAUUACUCAGGGUACCAAACAUGAAUUGUGCACCGUACUCUUCAUGAUCCUUUACUUCUUUGGUAUGGCAUCAAGUAUCUGGUGGGUUAUCCUCACUCUCACAUGGUUCCUCGCAGCUGGAUUGAAGUGGGGGCAUGAAGCAAUUGAGACCAAUUCGCAGUAUUUUCAUCUGGCUGCUUGGGCCGCACCGGCCGUAAAGACCGUCACUAUUUUGGCGAUGGGAAAAGUGGAAGGUGAUAUAUUGUCCGGGGUUUGCUAUGUCGGUCUUUGGAACGUGGAAGCUCUUCGAGGUUUUGUGCUGGCACCGUUGUGCGUCUAUCUUUUGCUGGGUACCGUGUUCCUACUGGCCGGCUUUGUGUCGCUCUUCCGCAUUCGGACAGUGAUGAAACACGACGGCACCAAAACCGACAAGCUCGAGAAACUCAUGAUUCGCAUCGGCAUUUUUUCUGUGCUCUACAUCGUACCUGCUCUGGUCGUGAUCGCCUGUCUCUUUUACGAGCAAGCCUACUUCGAUCAGUGGAUGCUCACAUGGAACAUGGAGAUGUGCUCGCGUCCAGGUCCGCAGUCACUCUAUUCAUUGCCAUGUCCAGUAGGCGAGCGAACUCGCGAUCUUGGUCACAGACCAGAUUUCGAAAUAUUCAUGAUCAAGUAUCUCAUGGCUAUGAUCGUCGGCAUUACCAGCAGUUUCUGGGUAUGGUCCAGAAAAACGCUUACCAGUUGGCAACAAUUCUUCCAUCACAUACGAGGUCAUCGUACCGAGGCCUAUGUUUAAGACAACUGCUUUACUCAUGAAGGUUUAUAUACCUUUUUUUUUAAUAUCAGG